Molecule: messenger RNA, 4361 nt
Organism: Populus euphratica (Euphrates poplar)
Lineage: Eukaryota; Viridiplantae; Streptophyta; Magnoliopsida; Malpighiales; Salicaceae
Product: pentatricopeptide (PPR) repeat-containing protein
Exons: 3
Coding region: 67-2466 (799 amino acids)
Biological process (GO): RNA modification
Molecular function (GO): zinc ion binding; protein binding; RNA binding
Source: RefSeq, a predicted model, not a curated record
CAAUUAAUCCAAAUCUAGUAAAAUCUGUGAAUUUUGUAUUGGCGCAGAAGAGAGGAAGGGAAGGGCAUGCAGGUGAGAACGCGCCUGAGCCUUGAAUAUUGCACAGUCCUCCUGGAAUCCUGCAUUCAAUCAAAAUCUCUGUUUCGAGGCAAGCUGAUCCAUCAGCAUCUGCUCAAAUGCCUACACAGAACCCACGAAACCAAUCUUACAAAUUUUGAUGUGCCAUUCGAAAAACUCGUGGAUUUAUAUUUAGCUUGCAGUGAACUUAAAAUCGCACGCCAUGUGUUUGAUAAAAUGCCCCAUAGACCCAAUAAUGUUGUUUUAUGGAAUUUAUUGAUAAGAGCUUAUGCUUGGAAUGGUCCCUAUGAAGAGGCCAUUGAUUUGUACUAUAAAAUGUUGGGUUAUGGUAUCACACCCAACAGGUUCACCUUCCCUUCUGUUCUCAAAGCGUGUUCGGCUCUAAAAGAAUCGAGUGAAGGAAGAGAGAUUCAUUUGGACAUCAAAAGACUUCGUCUUGAAUCUAAUGUCUAUGUUUCCACCGCUUUGGUUGAUUUUUAUGCUAAAUGUGGGUGUUUGGAUGAUGCAAAAGAAGUGUUUGAUAAAAUGCAUAAAAGGGAUGUUGUUGCGUGGAAUUCGAUGAUUUCAGGGUUUUCUUUACAUGACGGUUCCUAUGAUGAGGUAGCACGACUGCUUGUUCAAAUGCAAAAUGAUGUGAGUCCUAAUUCAUCAACAAUUGUUGGUGUCCUUCCUGCUGUCGCUCAAGUGAAUUCAUUGAGACAUGUAAAGGAAAUUCAUGGGUUUUGUAUUAGGAGGGGCUUCGUUGGCGAUGUGGUGGUAGGAACUGGGAUUUUGGAUGUGUAUGGGAAAUGUCAGUGCAUAGAAUAUGCCAGGAGAAUUUUUGACAUGAUGGGUAUUGUCAAGAAUGAGGUGACUUGGAGUGCUAUGGUCGGUGCAUAUGUUGUGUGUGAUUUUAUGAGGGAGGCAUUGGAACUAUUUUGUCAGUUGUUGAUGCUCAAGGAUGAUGGAAUUGUUCUGUCAGCGGUAACUCUUGCCACUGUUAUUCGAGUUUGUGCAAAUUUAACUGAUUUAAGCAUGGGAAGUUGCUUGCAUUGUUACGCGAUAAAGUCAGGAUUUGUUUUGGAUUUGAUGGUUGGAAAUACUUUACUUUCAAUGUAUGCCAAGUGUGGGAUUAUCAAUGGUGCAAUGAGGUUUUUUAAUGAAAUGGAUUUAAGAGAUGCAGUUUCGUUCACUGCUAUCAUUUCAGGCUAUGUUCAAAAUGGUAAUUCUGAAGAGGGUUUGCGAAUGUUCCUCAAGAUGCAGUUGUCUGGGAUAAACCCAGAAAAGGUAACCAUGGCUAGUGUUCUGCCAGCUUGUGCUCAUUUGGCUGCUUUACAUUAUGGGUCUUGCAGCCAUUGCUAUGCAAUCGUUUGCGGAUUUAUAGCUGAUACCAUGAUUUGUAAUGCUCUUAUUGAUAUGUACGCAAAAUGUGGGAAGAUUGACACUGCUAGGAAAGUUUUUGAUAGGAUGCAUAAGCGGGGCAUUGUGUCAUGGAAUACCAUGAUAAUUGCAUAUGGUAUUCAUGGGAUUGGAUUGGAAGCACUAUUGUUGUUUGACAGCAUGCAGUCCGAAGGUUUAAAACCAGAUGAUGUGACUUUCAUUUGUCUCAUAUCUGCUUGUGGCCAUUCGGGACUUGUUGCAGAAGGCAAAUACUGGUUUAAUGCCAUGACUCAAGAUUUUGGAAUCAUCCCCAGAAUGGAGCAUUAUGCAUGCAUGGUUGAUCUUCUGAGCAGGGCUGGGCUUUUCAAAGAGGUGCACAGUUUCAUUGAAAAGAUGCCACUUGAGCCUGAUGUUCGUGUAUGGGGUGCCCUGCUUUCUGCUUGUCGAGUCUAUAAGAAUGUUGAACUAGGGGAAGGAGUGUCAAAGAAAAUUCAGAAGCUUGGACCUGAAAGUACUGGGAAUUUUGUUCUCCUAUCCAAUAUGUAUAGUGCUGUUGGGAGAUGGGACGAUGCAGCACAGGUUAGGUUCACACAGAAGGAACAGGGUUUUGAGAAAAGUCCUGGAUGCAGCUGGAUUGAGAUAAGUGGGGUUGUCCAUACAUUUCAUGGUGGUGGAUAUAGGUCCCACCCACAGCUGGCACAAAUAAGCAACAAACUUGAUGAACUACUGGUGGAGAUGAAAAGGUUGGGUUACCAAGCAGAAUCUAGCUUUGUCUUCCAAGAUGUCGAGGAAGAGGAGAAGGAACAAAUCCUUCUUUAUCACAGCGAGAAACUAGCUAUUGCAUUUGGAAUUCUUAGUUUGAGCCCUGACAAGCAUAUCUUAGUAACUAAGAAUUUGCGAGUUUGUGGUGAUUGCCACACUGCUAUUAAAUUUAUUUCUUUGGUAACUAAGAGAGACAUAACAAUUAGAGAUGCAAAUCGAUUUCAUCAUUUCAAGGAUGGAAUUUGCAAUUGUGGAGAUUUCUGGUAAGGAUGGAAGUUUUGCAGGUCCCAAUAGCGCAUCUAUGGUCAAAAGCCUACAGAAUCUGCUUUUCCCUUACCGGCUAUGUGAUGGCAGCUAUGCAGUAGGAACAUGCUAAGGUUACAAGUCUGCCAUUGUUUUAUUAAAAAAUCACUGGUAACUUAGAGCCCAAAAACCGCAAACCGAGAUAUCUAAACUGGACAACUAUUCCUAGAUGAACAAGACCUUUUGAUUUUUAGAAGAACCAUGGACCUACACUUGAAUUUCCAAAAGAGUGACAGAUUCUGUUCCAGGGCUCCAGAAAAAGAAUCAUGGAAAGCUGUUGCGUUCAUAAGAUGCAUCACCAUGGGUGUUUGUCGGGCAUGAUGAUUAUCUUAGCAAAUUCAAAGGUCUCUAUGUGUUCACUGAACAAUGUCCAGGCACAGCAUUUCAGUGACAGUGUGAAAAGUAACAAAAAUGGUGCAAGUCAAGGAAUAAAGCUUUCAACAACUGUUUCAAGGAGUAUGGCUGAGGAUGAGAUACAGCACUGUCAGGCUCAAAGGGAUAAAAUUAAGUAUUGUUCUGUGCUUUGUGUUUUGAGCAUGCCAGGUAUUCUCCUCUGUAAUGGAUUUCAAAUCUUUUUUUUAUCUGCAAUAUUUUGCAUUGAAUCAAAAUUAUUUUUUUAUUUGAUGAGUUUAAUUAAGGUUCUACACAUAUCAUUGUCACAUCAACUAUGCAUCAAUACCCCUUUCACCAUGUGGGGAACUCUUAAUCAAGAUGCUUGAAUCUCUUUGACAAGUGACUUUAUAGUCUCUUACAUGUGCAGUUCGCAAAUGGCAUAUCAUUAGCUAACAAUUGACUGUUAUUGCCCUGAACUAUCUUUGGGAUGCACUUUCUGGAACUAGGGUUUUGGACCUUUUGUUUGGUAGUAGGUGACCUUUCUCCAUGUUUUCCAUUGAUAGAGCUUGAUUGAGUCUUUAGAUGAAACUGACGUGAAUAAUAACUAAAGCUGGUGCUAUGAUUUGACUCAUGUAGAUUUGGCAAAUGAAAAAACAUGAACAGAAGAAAGCGUCUGCUGAGACUCAGAGGAACAGUUGCUGCCAACAUGCAUAUAUGUUCCUGUAAAUUUUGCUGUCCAGAAAGAUGAUAUCGGUUGACAUCAUGGAUGAACAAGAUAGAAUCUGAGCUGUCUGGCUGUCUCUCUCAUGCAACUCAUCAUGAUCUUUGCAAUAUGGCCUGUAUGAGUUGGUGUCUGGGUGUUCUUUCACGUUAUUGCAGCUAUUCCUUUUUUUCCCGAUCCGUGUGAAACAAAAUGCCAUAUUACCCACUUCGAAGAAAAUCUUUACUUGAGAAAUGCCUGUUCCGAUUUCCUCUGAUCUUGUAGUGGUUGUGAAGCCACCGAUGCCCAUGUAAGUGUCUACCAGAGAGGUUCUUCUGUCUUGUUAUGGAUCUCCACUGCUUUGCUAUGAUGCAAUUUCUGUUCAUGGUUUCAGAAACAGUGAUACCAUUUCUAUUUCUUUCUCGCGUGAACCAAGCAGUGAUACCAGCACCUUUGCUCGUUUAGUUUCUCCAACAGGUUCGAUGUUAUAUGAUGAUUAGUUGUACAUUUUACUGAUCAUUUUUUUUUCCUCCUAAUUCCGUCUCUUGUAAAGAAAUCUUGCAGUUUGCGGCCUAGAGUUGGAGUUGCAGAUUUUUUUGAUGUCCAAAUUCAUUGAUGUAUAUGUGGUUGUGAAGAUUGUGUAGGUUCUCCAUCUGAAUCUACAGUAUUUUGCUGCAACAACUACUACUGAUAAUAUUGAUGAAGCUGAUAGUAAUGGUAAGGAUGCAGCUAUUUCUAUUAAAAGUAUCUCCAAGUAAUCAACAUAUUUUACACUAUUAGAUGACUGGUAUCAUUUUCAUAGCCAACAGAAGGGCUUUAAAUAUCA